Messenger RNA from Sporisorium graminicola, 1119 nucleotides. RefSeq lists its product as uncharacterized. Bases 1 to 1119 code for a protein of 372 amino acids. Lineage: Eukaryota; Fungi; Basidiomycota; Ustilaginomycetes; Ustilaginales; Ustilaginaceae. Gene Ontology annotation, cellular component: membrane; Golgi apparatus. Gene Ontology annotation, biological process: retrograde vesicle-mediated transport, Golgi to endoplasmic reticulum. The record is from RefSeq and is a predicted model, not a curated record. The transcript has a single exon.
AUGGCGGUGUUCUCGUUGUCCACCCUGCUUCAAAAUGUCCCACCAGGAACACGCUUCUUGACCGGCGGCCUCUUGGCGUUCACCACACUGCUUUUCCUCUUACGCCUUCGCACCGGCCUCGGGUUUGGUACCAUCAGCGCGGUACAGUUCCCAUGGCUCGUCAUCGUACCCGGCGCCAGCUUCUGGUACCCAUGGACACUCAUCACCUCGAGCUUCUGCGAAUCGUCCGUUCUCGAAUUCCUCGUAUCCAUCGUCUCGCUUCCUUUGGCAGCACGCUACCUCGAACGACAGUGGGGUGCCAUCGAACUCGUCAAAUUCGCCGCAGUCGUUCUCACAGGCAGCAACAUCAUCGCAUGGGGACUGCAACUUCUUCUCUUCGCCGUCUUCCGUAAGGAGCCACUUAUCUGGGGGGUCCAGUACCACGGACUUCAGGCGUUGCAGACCGCCUUCCUAGUUGCUUUCACGCAGCUCAUCCCCGAGCACCAGGUGCAGGUGCUCAGCGGUGCGCUCAAGAUCAGGGUUAAGGACCUCCCCAUGCUCUAUGUCACCGUCAGUAACGUUAUGUGCCUUAUCGGCUACACGUCGCCCUGGAUCCUCAUCCAGUUCGGGUGGCUCAUCUCUUGGGCCUACUUGCGCUUCUUCAAGGUCAACGAAUCCGGCUACAAGGGUGAUCGAAGCGAAGCCUUUGCUUUCGUCAACUGGUUCCCACCCAUUGCACAUCCCGUCGUUCAGUUCAUCUCGACCAAUCUCUUCAACUUGUUCGUCAAGAUCAGAGUGGUCCAACCGUGGACCGGCGGCGACUACGCCGACCUGGAAUCUGCCUCCGUCCAUACUCAGCAACACGGAAGCGCACGGGCAGAGGCGGAACGUAGACGUGCCAUGGCGCUCAAAGCGCUCGACCAGCGUCUUUCUGCCAACAAGGGUUCGGGCUCGCGUUCCAGCAACCUCCAGCGCAGCGAUUCCAUCAAGUCGGCCGCUUCCGCUUCCACAGCAAAGGACUCCUCGGCAGCGGCGGCUGAACAAGGCUCCGUUGCAUCCGGCUCAACGUCAGUGCCCAUUCCAACAGUCGUAUUUGAGGCGCCACCAGAGGAUUUGCCCUCGGAGAAGGAGGCAAAGUAG